Molecule: messenger RNA, 753 nt
Organism: Enterobius vermicularis (human pinworm)
Lineage: Eukaryota; Metazoa; Nematoda; Chromadorea; Rhabditida; Oxyuridae
Source: the annotation of a GenBank genome assembly
UUGGCUGUUAUUUUUGUUCGUUUUAGUGUUGCUAAAUUUUUACAUCAGCCACAUUCCGUUCAGUGCACAUCGUUGACAGUUUUUGGUGAUAGUUUUUCGGAUGACGGAAUAGAAGUUGGCGAAAAUUCACAUGGUUUUAACCGAAAUUCUAAUGGUCCUGUUUGGCCAGAAUAUUUAAGUCGUUUUUUGGGUUGUGAAAAGUACCUAAACUAUGCACAUAGCGGUGCUAAAAGUAAUCAAGACAAUGUCUAUUUUGCUGGUUGGUCUGGACUAUUAUGGCAGGUGGAAACAUUUUUAACCACAAAUCCAUCUGUUCCAACAGAAGCUGCCGAUCAGACAAAAGUUAUUGAAAAUAUUGCCACAGCUGUUGAGCAACUAAGUUCAGUUACUGACGGUACAAUCAUUGUAAUGAAUCUUGUGGACCCAAGUUUAGCACCGGGUGUUCGAACUGUUGAACAGAGCGAAGAAUUGGCUGAAAAACUUAGUCAUCUGGUGUCGACAACUAAUGCGAAACUUUGGAAUUCUAUGUAUGAAAACGUUCGAGAACGUCCUCGAAUUGGUUUAUUUGAUUUGAAUGCUGCAGUACUUGAUGCCAUGAAACGUCUAAACAAAACAACUCCGUUUACACAUCAUCGGGAUCAAGUAACGACUCGUCAAGUCUAUUCAUAUGCUUAUCAUGACCUCUGGAAUCCAUCAACAUUUGUACACUACAGUGUUGCACUAAAAUUAGUUAACUUUUUGGAAGACCUGUGA